Molecule: messenger RNA, 798 nt
Organism: Rubroshorea leprosula
Lineage: Eukaryota; Viridiplantae; Streptophyta; Magnoliopsida; Malvales; Dipterocarpaceae
Source: the annotation of a GenBank genome assembly
AGGUAAUUGAAACUAUCCUAAAGCUCCUUUUUCAUUAGUCCAAAGAUAGACCCGAUUCUUGCUGACUUAAGCAUCGAAGUGUCUACCCUAAGGACCCACCUCGAGGCUUUGCAGGUUCAUCCGAAGUGAAGAUGCAGAUUCAAGAAGGAUCUUUGGUUUGGUGCAAUUACAGCCAUUUUCGCGUGUCUGCUCUGUCUCUUUUCUCCCUGCAGCCGGAAAUAAACCAGCCAUCACCGACGCCCCCACCUGAGAAAUUGAAAAUUCUCCAGAUCUGUUGUCUUCUUCCUCCCCUGCAGCCGGUUGCUGUUGGGUGUGAGCUUCGGUUCUCUUGUGGUCCCCGUGGAAGCCCUCCAAUUUUCCCGCCAACUCUUCCCCAUACCCGCCAGCUCCAGCCUUGCUUGCUGAGAAUUUCUGGUAGUGAGACCCAACGCAUGGGGAGCCCGGGGGAGUGACAAGUUAGACGGCUAGGCAUUAUUUUGGACUUAAGUUUUCAUAGCUAGGCCGCUAGUCACCCAUGUUGACUCAGAAAAUUUUUGUGUACAGAACUCCCUUAGUUAUAGUCAUGACUGUAUAGAUGAAGUUAUAAAUCUUUGUACAUAUUGACUAGUAAAUAUUUAAGAAAAAAAAAGAGAACUAGAUAUUACUUGAUUUCUAAAUCUGAAUUAUUUGAAUUAGUAAUUAUGAACUUAGCAAUUUUGAGCCUUGUGCAUUUAUGGGAUCCGUUCCCGAAUGCACGGUGUCUGUUUCGCUCUUGGUUUUGGGGCGUGACAUAUGCAAUAAUACAUUUUGUUGGCUGCA